Molecule: messenger RNA, 519 nt
Organism: Glycine soja
Lineage: Eukaryota; Viridiplantae; Streptophyta; Magnoliopsida; Fabales; Fabaceae
Product: UDP-glycosyltransferase 91A1-like
Exons: 1
Coding region: 1-519 (172 amino acids)
Source: RefSeq, a predicted model, not a curated record
AUGUUUCCAUGGCUAGCCUUCGGACACUUAAUCCCAAGCCUUGAACUUGCCAAGCUCAUUGUUCAAAAGGGUCAUCAUAUUAGUUUCGUGUCCACCCCAAGAAACAUAGAGUGUCUUCCCAAAUUGUCCCCAAACUUAGCUUCAUUCAUCAAAUUUGUGAAGCUUACACUGCCCAAAGUGGACAACCUUCCAGAAAACGUUGAAGCCACCAUUGAUGUCCCUUAUGAUGUCGUUCAGUAUCUCAAAAAAGCCUACGAUGAUUUGGAAGAACCCUUGACCUGUUUUCUCAAAUCUUCCAAAGUUGAUUGGCAUUUCUAUGACCUAAUUCUCUUCUGGGCAAGUACUUUGGCUUCUAAACUUGGUAUAAAGAGUUCCUUUUACAACAUCUGUACUUCACCAUGUGUGGGCUUCAUCGUACCCCCUUCAGUUCUCAUGGGUGAUGAUCCCGUCAGAGCAAAAAUCAAAGACUUCAUAGUUCCUCCGUCGUGGAUCUCUUUUUCGACAAUUGUGGCAUAUUGA